Molecule: messenger RNA, 354 nt
Organism: Didymodactylos carnosus
Lineage: Eukaryota; Metazoa; Rotifera; Eurotatoria; Philodinida; Philodinidae
Source: the annotation of a GenBank genome assembly
AUGGAGAUAAAAGUAGGUAUCACCGUACCCUACAGUGACGAUACAGGCAAGCGUAUUCGUGUUUUUCCACUUACUCAAGAGAACGAUGACUACCCGCCACGUAUCAAUGAAACGUACGACGAGUGUAUUUCAUAUUUAAAACAAGAAGAAGAAUUAUUACGUUCUAGAUCAAGUAAUGCAAAAGCUAAAGAUAGAAAAUUAACAGCAACUGAAAAAGAAGCAUUUAGACGUCUGAAAGCAGGUCAUCGUGGAGUCUGUUCUCUACGACAACUUCGUUACUUUGACACUGGUCGAUCAUUUGCAAGCGACAGUCUGCAUAAUUUGUAUCAUGGUAUUGGAGUGAGUUCAGUUUAG